AUGAUACGACAAAUCAGAUAUGCUUCAACGGUAGCAGCUACUGCAACAUCAAGCAGGCCCACAUUAUUGUCGGUGCUUCCAUCUAAAAGAACAAUAAACCGAAUAUUAUUUGAUAACAAUGCUAGAUUAACUUAUAAAAAAAUGAUACCUGUAUUAACCAAUAUUUAUGAAAAUUUAAAUACGCCAGAAAAGAUUUCCAUUCCACAGUUUGUUCAAGGAUCUGAUUUAAUGGAUUUUAAAAAAAUGUUAAGUACUAUUAGAAAAUUAACUAAUACAACCAAUAAGAAUUUAGUUAAUUUGGAAAAUGAAUUAAUUGAACAAUCUGCAGAAUUAGGUGAUUUAGAUGCAAUUACUUUAUUAUCAUUUGAAACACUAGCUAAAUCUGAUAAAACAAUGGAAGAUACAAAACAUGCAAAUAAAUUGAUUAAAGAAUUAGUUGAAUUGAAACAUCCAUUGGUUUUUAAAAUGGCUGGUGAUUUAGCAUGGUCUAAAAAUGCUCAUGUUCAAGCUAUUGAUUAUUGGAAACAAUUUAUUGAACUUGAACCAACUUCAGAGUUAUCAAGUCAAGUUUAUUUUAAUUUAGGUUAUUAUUAUUUUACAUUUUUAACUAAACCUGAUUUGGUGCUGAGUAAAUUAUAUUUUGAAAAAAGUAUAAAUGUGGGUGAUAUAAAUGAUGAUUAUACUAUUAAAAGUCAUUAUUAUCUCGGCCAAUUAUAUGUUGAUAAUAAUCCCAAAGUUUCAAAAUAUCAUUGGGAAAUAAGUUCUAGUAAAGGAUUAAAAGAAAGUUAUUCAAGUUUAGGAUUCUUGGAAAUGAACGUGUUUAAUAAUUAUAAUCAAGCAAUUGAAUGGUUUAAAUUAGGUACUGAGUUGAAUAAUGAUAUGACAUGUUAUAUUGGAAUGUUUGAUUGUAACAUAUUGUUAAAGAAUUGGAAAUCUGCAAAUAUUACAUUAGCUAAGAUUUAUGACAUCAAAGAUAAAAUAGAAAACCUGAAAAAUAGAAAAGACAUCCCGGAAAGCAUUCAAUCAAGUAUAAACUACAACAAAUCUGUUAUAUUAACAUUUCUUGAAACGAGGAAAAAUGAUAUCAAUUUAGUACAUAGUAAGUUUGUAUAA
Candida tropicalis MYA-3404 is the source of this 1113-nucleotide messenger RNA. RefSeq lists its product as uncharacterized. The record is from RefSeq and is a predicted model, not a curated record. Gene Ontology annotation, molecular function: protein binding. The transcript has a single exon. Lineage: Eukaryota; Fungi; Ascomycota; Pichiomycetes; Serinales; Debaryomycetaceae. The coding region runs from base 1 to 1113 and encodes 370 amino acids.